AUGCUACCCUCAUUCAGUGAAUUGACUAAAGAGUUGGAUGAAGGAUCAGUUGUUCAUCAAGGGUAUGGUUAUCUCAGAUCGCCGUCUAUGGCAAGCUUUAAUCACAACCGCUAUAGUUGCGGUAACUUGAAAACCCAUGAAAACUAUGAUUAUUGCAGCUCUCAGCCACGAGUGUAUGAAUUUCCUGCUAUGGAGAACCAUCAGUUAGAGUUGUUAAAGGAAUCUUGUGGACCAGACUUGAAAUCGCAAAGCAGUGUAUCUCCUAGUCUUUCUCCUUAUCUUGCAAAUCUGGUGGGUGAUGCUUCUGCUGCACGAGAAAUGUGUGAGUUUGCUUUGAGAGAGUGGAAGGCUAUCACUUCGAAGUUUGGCAUUGAAGAAGAAAACUAUUUAAAAAUGAUAAAGAAGCAUGAGUCUAGCACCACCUCUGCAGAGGACGUCAAAUCUUUCAUUUGCGGUUUGCUGAUGGACUGCUUGAAAGAUAAUUUUGAUAGAAUACUGGAUAUGAUGAAAACACUCCAAGAUUUGAAAUUGAAGUGGAGUAAAAGGAGCACUAUACUACUGAAGGUGGAUGUUAACCAUAAAGGACAUCGAAGAACUCAUUCUAGUCCCGCGAAUAUUCAAAAUAAUGAAUCUGGAACUUCUCACAAGGCCAAGAUUCACAAGAUUCGCAAACAUAAGACUCUGUCGAGUAUUUCAUUCGAGCAAAAGCAUUUUGGUGAAGACGUUUACAUAUUGGACGUUGAUAUCAAUCCUGAAAGAGUAAUAGCUAGCGCUGAAGCAGUCGAAGGUAUCCAAGAUCCAUCCAUCUCAUCGUCCGGAGGUCUAAAUCCAGAACUAAGCAUAACUCCGAAGCCACUAGAGUGCAACCACUGUUCUUGUACUUCGUCCCCAGAGUGGAGACGAGGACCAGAUGGAAAGAGAACAUUGUGCAACGCUUGUGGACUUUUUUAUUCCAAGUUGUUCAAGAAGUUUGGUAAAAAUACCGCCGUUGAGAUUAUGUAUGAAAGGAAGGAACUGGGUGCAAAAAAUGAUCGCAGCAUUCUGUAG
This is a messenger RNA of Dujonia railenensis, 1047 nucleotides long. The record is from the annotation of a GenBank genome assembly. NCBI's taxonomy places the organism in Eukaryota, Fungi, Ascomycota, Pichiomycetes, Serinales, Debaryomycetaceae.